UAUUUUCGUUUUCUAGCUCAUGGUAUUGAAUUUAAAUGGUCAUGGAUGAGGCUGCUUUGUCACUUGGAGCAAUUGAUGUUUCCUAUUCAUCAUCUUCAGCAGAAUGCACUUUUUCAAGGUGUAAGCACUCCAAUGAAGAAUGGGGAGAAUGCAAUUCUAGGCCCACUGUCUUCCGAUCAGCCACUUUAAAAUGGAAAGAGAACAUACUGGGCAGGAAUAGGCCAUUCGUGGGACGCUGUUGCUAUGUAUGCACUCCUCAAAGCCGGGACAAGCUUUUUAAUGCUAGUAUCCCUUCUUUGGGCCUUCGUAAUGUCAUAUAUAUUAAUGAAACUCAUACACGGUACAGAGGUUGGCUUGCCAGGCGGCUCUGUUAUGUUCUUUUUGUGCAAGAACGGGAUGUUCAUAAGGAUAUGUUUGCUACGAAUGUGACAGAAAGUGUGUUGAGCAGUAUCAGAGUACAGGAUGCUAUUGUAGAAGAGGCUUCGGAAACGUCUGCUGUGGGUGGUUCUGGUCAGGUGGACCCUAGAAAUACCAGCAAAGUCAAGAAGAAAGCUAGAAGGAUCCUUCAGGAAAUGGUAGCAAAUGUUUCACCUUCUUUGGUCAGGUUAACUGGAUGGGUGUUGCUGAAAUUAUUUAACAGCUUUUUUUGGAAUAUCCAGAUUCACAAAGGCCAAUUGGAGAUGGUGAAAGCAGCAACUGAGCUGAAUUUGCCUCUUGUCUUCCUACCUGUUCACAAAUCUCACAUUGACUACCUGCUUCUCACAUUCAUUCUCUUCUGCCAUAACAUCAAAGCGCCCUACAUUGCAGCAGGGAAUAACCUCAAUAUUCCGAUUUUCAGCACCUUGAUCCGCAAGCUUGGAGGAUUUUUUAUACGGAGAAAGUUAGAUGAAAGGCCCGAUGGCCGUAAAGAUAUUUUGUACAGAACCUUACUAUAUGUGCACGUUCAAGAGUUGCUUCGACAGCAGCAGUUCUUAGAGAUAUUUCUGGAGGGCACACGGUCCCGGAGUGGGAAGAUAGCUUGUGCGAGAGCAGGUCUCUUAUCAGUGGUGGUGGAUGCUCUCUAUGCAAAUGCUACUCCUGACGUACUAAUCAUACCCGUGGGAAUAUCCUAUGAUAGAAUCAUUGAAGGUCACUACAAUAGUGAACAGUUGGGAAAACCCAAGAAGAAUGAAAGCCUUUGGAGUGUAACCAGGGGAGUCUUCCGAAUGCUGCGGAAGAAUUAUGGCUGUGUUCGAGUAGAUUUUGCACAGCCAUUUUCUUUAAAAGAGUAUUUAGAUGGCCAAAGCCAGAAACCUGUACCUGCCCCUCUUUCUUUGGAGCAAACUCUUUUACCGGCUGUAUUACCUUCAAGGUCUAAUUGCACAGUAGAAGAAGGUACAGAAGCUGCCCUUCCUGAUUCCAGGGAUUUAUCCUCUGAGCCAUUGAGAAGACAGUUAAUAGCUAAUUUGGCAGAGCACAUAAUGUUCACUGCUAACAAGUCAUGUGCUGUGAUGUCAACACACAUUGUUGCCUGUUUGCUGCUCUACCGUCACAGGCAGGGAAUUGAUCUUUCUAAGCUGGUGGAGGAUUUUUUCUCUAUGAAGGAAGAGGUCCUGGCUCGGGACUAUGACUUGGGAUUUUCAGGGAAUUCUGAAGAUGUUGUCAUGCAUGCUAUCCAUUUGCUGGGGAACUGUAUAACUAUCACCAACACCAGCCGGAAUAAUGAGUUCUUCAUCACUCCUAGCACAUCUGUUCCUACUGUCUUUGAACUCAACUUUUACAGCAACGGGGUACUACAUGUCUUCUUCAAAGAGGCUGUCAUUGCUUGCAGUCUCCAUGCCAUACAGAAUAAAAGGCAUAGAAAUGCCAUCAAUGGGAUCCCAGCUAAUAUGAUUAGUCAGGAACAACUGGUCCGCAAAGCUGCCAGCCUGUCUUAUUUGCUUUCUAAUGAAGGCACUGUUUCGUUGCCCUGCCAGCUGUUAUGUCAAAUGUGCCAUGAAGCAAUUGAACAGUUCAUACAAUAUGGAAUUCUUUUGGUAGCAGAGCAGGAUGAACAGGAGGAUAUUAGUCCCGGCCUUACAGAGCAGCACUGGGAAAAGAAACUCCCAGAGCCAUUGUCUUGGAGGAGUGAUGGGGAGGAUGAAGACAGUGACUUUGGCGAAGAGCAGCGAGAUUGCUAUCUGAAGGUGAGCCGGUCACAGGAACACCAGCAGUACAUUACCUUCCUGCAGAAGCUACUAGGACCCUUACUGGAGGCAUACAGCUCUGCCGCCAUCUUCAUCCAUAAUUUCAGUGGUCCUGUCAGAGAAUCCGAAUAUCUUCAGAAAUUACACAAAUACUUAAUAACGAGAACAGAAAAGAACGUUGCAGUGUAUGCUGAGAGCGCCACCUAUUGCCUUGCGAAAAAUGCAGUAAAAGUCUUUAAGGACAUGGGGGUGUUUAAGGAGACAAAGCAGAAGAGAGAGACAAUUUUGGAACUAAGCAGCACUUUUCUACCUCACUGUAAUCGGCAAAAACUACUGGAAUUCAUUCUGAGUUUUGUUAUACUGUAGAACGCACCGGUUGACUUCUGCCAGCAAGAAGUUGGUAGACUUGGAGAGUGUGACACAAAGCUUCAGGGCUUUUUUGCUGCUUCCAUAGUGUGUGUAUAGUGCCAUUUUUGAUAAGGCCUUAUCUGCCCCAAGCCACUGGAAGACAAGUGCCUUCUUACAUAUACAUGUCUGGAACUGUAAGAUUUGGUAACCCAGUCAAACACUUAUAACAUUUUGGAUGCAAGUGAUAAGCCAUGUUUGCUCAACAAACAAAACACCUAGUUUUUACGUGAUCCUGUAUCAAGUGUUACAUUUUUACACUGCAAUGUGUUACAUUUACUUCAAGACUAAUGACUGUGACAAAUGCACAAACUUAUUUACCAGCAACAUGUCAUUUUAAUAUUGCAGAUCUGAAUAACCUAAUAUUAUUCAGAAUAAUAUGCAAACUGCAAAAGCCUUGUCAGCUCAUUCUGUUCACUACUGCAAAGAAAUGGUUUUUGGGAGAACUGAAUGCAGUGGGGGGGGGGGGGGAAGGGCAUUAAAUCUUUUGUUCUACUGCUUACUAUGAAAAAUACUAAAUUAAAAUAGUAGAGUAAAAGCCAGUAUAUUAUUAAGGAUCUGCUGAAUAGCAACCACGCAUAAUACACUUGCAGUGGCAGAAUGAGAGGAUUAAGACCUACUGGUUUUUCUCUCCAUUAAGUAUGGCUAACUAACAUAUUAGUGUGUUAAACAUCUGGACCAUUUGCAUUUUGCACUAAAACUGCUAAGACACUUAUUUGCCUUUGAACAGGAACAUUGGGAUCCAUUUGCUACUUGCUAUCAUUUUGUUCACUAAAAUGAUUAUAGCUUAAGCUCUGUAAAUUUCUCAAAUAACAUUGAAGUGUUUCAUAAGGGAAUUAGUUCAUGCUAAACUUGAUUAAAUUUUGAUGAAGCAUAAAGUAUGAUAACAUUUAGGAUUAAGAUUGCAAACCACUUAUUUUUGGGUAACUGCAUAGAAGGUGAUGACAGUUCCUAGAGAGGAUUGCAAUAUGAGAACUGUAGAUUUAUACCUUUGAUGUUGGCUAAAGCAAUAAUCAUGGCGUCAGUUCUUGAGAGAGAGAGAACUUCUUGCCUUAUCAAUUGAAGAAACAUUUCAUCUGCUGCAGCAUUAACAACACUCUCAACACCAGGUUCCUCCUUUUCAGAUGGUGUUUGGGAAAUUGUUUGAUCAUGAAUAUCCAUUUUAGCUUUGGGUUAAUUGUUUUAAAGCAUGCCCAAGUGAUAAUAGCAUUGCAUAUUCACUCCUACACAGAGCUUCUGUGUAAAGUUUUAGUCUGUGUGUUUACUCCACAUUUGUCGAAGUAAUAUUUUCUAUAGAUACGUUUUAUGGAUUAAAACAAUUAUUGGAUUGCAAUGUUUUCUCAGUAUUCUCACGCAACUCCCUAUGAGUGGAACUGCUGUGCAUGUUUCCAAUCACACAGGUGCUUUAAAACAUUUUAAGAUGAAUUUCUGAACCAAAGUUGCAUCAUAUCUGUGACAGCAGCAGGCAGUAAACCUGAAUUAAUUAGUUUGUUCUUUUACCAAUUUCAACAGGAUAGCAGCUGAAAUGAACUCCGUUUGUUCCAAUAAAACCUAGUAGCUGCUUAAAGCAAUUACAUCUCAUCCUUGCUAAUGUGCAGUAUUUGUUAAAACUGAAUGUAUUCUCUGAAUAGCAAUUUCUAAAUAUUGCUGAUGCUUCCAUUUAAGAUCAAACAAGUAGGUGCUUGUAGAUAAAUAACUUCCAUUUCUUUUACCACACUUCAGUAAACAUUUAGUGUAUGCUAGUAUGAAGAUUGUGUAUUAAAAAAAAAUAGAACCAAGCAAUAUAAUGCAGAUGAUGUUUGGCUAAUUUUAAUUAAAAUGUUCUGCCUAAUUUAAACAAAUGAAAAGCUAGGAAUCUUUUGGACACUAGAAAGUAAUUCCUAGUUGUUAUUACUAAAAGUAAGUUAUUACGUUAUUAAAAUGGUUUUGAUGUUAAUAAUUUGUGCAGUAUAUUGUAGCUGCUGGAUGUGCAGGGAUGCUUUUAAGUGUAGACUUCCUAAGCAGAGAGACUUUGCAUGUGCAGAAAUGUCAAACUGUGAAUGUUGUGCAGGAACUGAGAUAGGUAUUCUUCUGUGGCAUGGAUGUGGAUACGCACAUAGUUGCAUGUGGGCUGGUUUUGCUUUUCCACAAAAGUAAAGCACAAAGCUCUUUACCUACAAAGCUACUAAAUAGAAUGUUGCCUUUCUGGGCUUUAUUUUUAAGCCCUCAUUUUGCUGAUGGUAAAGCAAGUUUUCCAUUUUUGAAAGUGAUGGCUCAUUCUAAUUCUGCAUCAAGAACAGCUCUAGAUGUUUUGGACUACAACUCCUAUCAGCCCCAGCCAUCAGGGCCAGGCAUGAAAGGAGUUGUAGUUGAAAACAUCCAGAAGGCACCAGGUUGGGGAAGGCUACUUUAGAACAUUAAACUUAGUAUAUAUAUAUAUUAUUUCCUUUAGUGAGCAAUCCUAUGGACCCUAGACAGAGUCCGGGAGCCAUGGGAUAGUUCAGAUUUCUGCAUACAAGGUGGGAGACAGCGCUCCGACCUCUUACUCAGGAACUUUACCCACUCUCAGGCGACCUUGGAGAGUGGGUAAAGGCGGUGGGCCGGGAGGGCCUAUCCCGAGGCUCCCCCAGCCUCCUUCCCGCCCCGCCCCUGCCCCUGCUCCAAUGCACCCCAGCUAGACGGGUGAAAAAGCCUGUCUGGCAAAAAUGCAGAGCAGGAAGAUUGUGGAGGUGAAAAUUGCCUCUGCUGGGCUUCCCGCUCUGCGCUGGAUGUUCGUAAACCAAGGGUGGAUCCUGUAGGAUUGCUCUCUUAUCUAAGGGUACAGACUUACACCUGCAAAUUAAUGUAAAGGACAAUGUUCCACUUACAUCUCUGAAUGUUAUUUGUUGACUAAUGUCUAGUAUUUUUGUUCUCUUUUAGAGAAUGGAUAUUGUUACCUUUCAAGCCCAUAUGAAUGAUUUCUUUAGGAUAUGUAGCUAUUCUUUCACAGUAACGACUUUAUUGUAAUAUGUUACAUUCUUAACUCACAACUAUUUUUUUAGCCAAUUGCCUUGCCUGUCCCCAUAUAUAUAUAUAUA
Elgaria multicarinata webbii is the source of this 5626-nucleotide messenger RNA. RefSeq names its product glycerol-3-phosphate acyltransferase, mitochondrial (gene GPAM). Gene Ontology annotation, cellular component: mitochondrial membrane; plasma membrane. Gene Ontology annotation, biological process: fatty acid metabolic process; triglyceride biosynthetic process; phospholipid biosynthetic process. Lineage: Eukaryota; Metazoa; Chordata; Lepidosauria; Squamata; Anguidae. The record is from RefSeq and is a predicted model, not a curated record. Gene Ontology annotation, molecular function: glycerol-3-phosphate O-acyltransferase activity. The transcript is spliced from 20 exons. Bases 36 to 2531 code for a protein of 831 amino acids.